AUGGCAACCCAGAUCUUCUUCCGAGUCUUCCCCAAAACCCAAACCGUAACUUCCCUCUUCUCUCGCUUACUCUCCACCACCACCACCACCACCACCACCACAGUCACCGUCCCCUCUUCAUCUGCCAACUCUCUCCUUCGCCGACUCCGCCCUCUUUCCACCGCUUCCCUCACCUCCCGCCGUGUCCUCGUUCUCCCUAACUCCUUCCGCUCCUUCUCCACACGCGCUACCACCUCUUCACUCAACGACCCUAACCCUAACUGGUCUAACCGUCCCCCAAAGGAAACCAUCUUGCUCGAUGGAUGCGAUUUCGAACACUGGCUUGUGGUUAUGGAGAAACCUGAAGGUGAUCCCACAAGAGAUGAAAUCAUUGACGGGUAUAUCAAAACACUCGCGCAGGUUAUCGGUGGAAGUGAGGAAGAAGCAAGGAUGAAGAUAUAUUCUGUUUCAACUAGACACUACUUUGCUUUUGGAGCUCUUGUGUCUGAAGAGCUCUCCUACAAACUUAAAGAACUUCCCAAAGUUCGAUGGGUUCUACCUGAUUCAUAUUUGAAUGUGAAGGAGAAAGAUUAUGGAGGUGAGCCCUUUAUUAAUGGGCAAGCUGUUCCUUAUGAUCCCAAGUACCAUGAAGAGUGGGUUAGAAACAAUGCCCGUGCAAAUGAAAGGAACAAGCGCAAUGACAGACCUCGUAAUGCUGACAGGUCAAGAAACUUUGACAGGAGAAGGGAAAAUGUGGUGAACAGAGAUAUGCAGACUAGGCCUCCAAUGCAGAAUCCUGGGCCUAAUAUGGCUGGUCCGCCUCACAAUGCUGGUGGAUUCCCUCCCAACAAUGCAGGUGGGUACCCUCCUAACAACAAUGCUGGUGGGUACCCUCCUAACAACAAUGCCGGUGGGUACCCUCCUAACAACAAUGCCGGCGGAUACGCCCCUAACAACACAACUGGCGGUUACCCUCCUCCCAAUAUGGGUGGACCUCCUCCUAACAUGGGCAGACCCCCUCCUCCUCCUAACAGUGGAUAUGGUAUGCCUCAAAAUAACUACCCUGGCAACAAUGGAGGCGUGCAACAAAACCCAAACAUGGGAGGGUUGCCUCCAAAUGCAGGAUGGGCAAAUAAUCAGUAG
Vicia faba (fava bean) is the source of this 1122-nucleotide messenger RNA. Lineage: Eukaryota; Viridiplantae; Streptophyta; Magnoliopsida; Fabales; Fabaceae. The record is from the annotation of a GenBank genome assembly.